AGACCUUGUGUUUAUCAAGUUCAAGGCUAUAAAUCACUCCCUUCUCAUCAUAACAACUACACAUACAGAAAACAUCUUGGCUAGCAAUUUCCAUGGAGAAAAUCCAAGUGACCACACCCAUGGCAGACUCCUCGUUCAAUCCGGAGUUUCUGCAAGCACAUGCAGAGCUUUGGAAUCUCACCUUUAGCUACCUGAAAGCCAUGGCGCUUGAGUGUGCUAUCAAGCUUGGGAUCCCCAACGCCAUUCAUCGUUGUGGUGGUUCUGCCUCACUAUCGGAACUGGUCAUCUCCAUUCCAGUGCCUGAGACUAGAAAGCCUCAUCUGCCUCGCCUCAUGAGGUUUCUUGCCGCGGUAGGUGUUUUUUCCCUCGAUAACCCAACUAUUGAUGAAGAGGUGACCGAGAAAGGCAUGGGCAUAUACCGCCUCACACCAUUGUCUCGCCUCCUUGUGGAUGGUAGCAUCGGUGGGCAUGGAAGCCUCUCUCCGUUUGUGCUCUCCCAAACCACCAAGUAUCAUGUGUCUGCAGCUAUGAAUCUAUCUGACUGGUUCAUGACUGAGGACAAAGAGGUUGCCAUAGAGAUGCCAUUUAGGGCUGCUCAUGGCACAGACUUGUGGGGUGUUAUGAGUCGUGAUGCUAACAUGAAUGAGGUGUUCAAUGCUGGCAUGGGUUCCGAUAGUCGUCUUGCAAUCAAUUUUAUUAUUAGCAAAUGUGGUGAGGUGUUUGAGGGGAUUAGCUCAUUGGUUGAUGUUGGUGGUGGUACUGGCACAACAGCAAGAGACAUUGCUAAGGCUUUCCCACAUAUCAAGUGCUCGGUACUGGAUCUUCCAAAUGUAAUCGAUACUAUCACGGUGGAUGGCAUAAUUGAGUAUAUUGCAGGUGACAUGAUGGAACAAAUCCCACCAACUGAUGCCGUGCUGCUCAAGUAUAUUCUACAUGACUGGAACGAUGAGGAUUGUGUAAAGAUCCUAAAACAAUGUAGAAAUGCUAUUCAUGCUCAGAAACCAGGAGGAAAAGUUAUUAUCAUAGACAUAGUGGUUGGAUCCCCUUCUAAAGACAUGUUUGAAGCUCAAGUUUCAUUUGAUCUAUUGAUGAUGGUGAUAACAUCAGGCAAGGAACGUGAUCAGCAUGAAUGGCAUAAGAUAUUCAUGGAUGCGGGAUUUAGUCAUUACAAGACAAGGCCUGUUUUGGGGUUUUUGGCCAUCACUGAGCUCUAUCCGUAGAAGGAAUCCCAACAUGUGUUUGCUUUUCAAUAUGCAUGUUUUAGCUUGGGCCCAAUAAAGUGAAUAUGCAUGCCUCCAUUGGUUUGCAUAUUUACUAUGAUCGGUUGAAAGUCCAAGAUGGAAAUUAAUAAAGACAAUACUUUAGCAAACUUA
This is a messenger RNA of Oryza sativa Japonica Group (Japanese rice), 1373 nucleotides long. Its product is annotated as flavonoid O-methyltransferase-like protein Os11g0303600. Gene Ontology annotation, molecular function: S-adenosylmethionine-dependent methyltransferase activity; protein dimerization activity; O-methyltransferase activity. NCBI's taxonomy places the organism in Eukaryota, Viridiplantae, Streptophyta, Magnoliopsida, Poales, Poaceae. Gene Ontology annotation, biological process: methylation. The record is from RefSeq and is a predicted model, not a curated record.